Messenger RNA from Fulmarus glacialis (Northern fulmar), 1333 nucleotides. It is a transcript of the gene ACTR6, whose product is annotated as ARP6 actin-related protein 6 homolog (yeast). Gene Ontology annotation, cellular component: Swr1 complex. The transcript is spliced from 9 exons. The annotation marks the transcript as partial. Gene Ontology annotation, molecular function: nucleosome binding. Lineage: Eukaryota; Metazoa; Chordata; Aves; Procellariiformes; Procellariidae. The record is from RefSeq and is a predicted model, not a curated record.
UGUAAUUUUUUUUCUAAAUUCCUACAGGGUUACUUGGUGAACUGGGAUGUCCAGAGACAGGUUUGGGAUUAUCUUUUUGGAAAAGAAAUGUAUCAAGUGGAUUUUGUAGAUACCAAUAUUAUUAUUACCGAACCUUAUUUUAACUUCAGUUCAAUACAAGAAUCCAUGAAUGAAAUUCUAUUUGAAGAAUAUCAAUUUCAAGCAGUUCUUAGAGUAAAUGCUGGAGCUCUUAGUGCACACAGGUAUUUCCGGGAUAAUCCAUCUGAGCUAUGUUGUAUCAUUGUGGACAGUGGAUACUCUUUUACACACAUUGUACCUUAUUGUAGAAGUAAAAAGAAGAAAGAGGCAAUCAUCAGGAUUAAUGUUGGAGGAAAACUGUUAACCAACCAUCUGAAGGAGAUAAUCUCUUACAGGCAGCUACACGUUAUGGAUGAAACGCAUGUAAUUAAUCAAGUGAAAGAAGAUGUGUGUUAUGUUUCUCAAGAUUUUUACAAGGACAUGGACAUUGCCAAAUUGAAAGGAGAGGAAAAUACUGUAAUGGUAGAUUAUGUUUUGCCAGACUUCAGCACAAUAAAAAAAGGAUUUUGUAAGCCAAGGGAAGAGAUGGUGUUAAGUGGAAAAUACAAGACUGGUGAACAAAUACUUCGUCUAACAAAUGAAAGAUUUGCAGUUCCAGAAAUACUCUUCCAUCCUUCGGAUAUUGGUAUUCAAGAGAUGGGAAUUCCUGAGGCCAUUGUUUAUUCUAUUCAGAAUUUACCUGAAGAAAUGCAGCCUCAUUUCUUCAAGAACAUAGUUCUGACUGGGGGAAACACCCUUUUUCCGGGCUUCAGAGAUCGAGUUUAUUCUGAAGUUCGAUGUCUUACUCCAACUGAUUAUGAUGUUUCCGUUGUUCUUCCUGAAAACCCUAUUACUUAUUCUUGGGAAGGUGGGAAGCUCAUUUCUGAAAAUGAUGAUUUUGAAGAUAUGGUAGUAACUAGAGAAGAUUAUGAAGAACAUGGACACAAUAUCUGUGAAGAGAAAUUUGAUAUAUAGGUUACAUAGUUGGAUAUAUUGUUAUUCCAUUGUUUUACUCAGAAUGGAACUCUGAUCUACAACCUGUUUUCUGUCAGUUAGGAUUGUGUUUUAGCUUUCCUGUAUUUAAGUGGGUUGGGAAAAAGUCAUUUUCAGAGUUUAAAAAUAAAGUUUUACAAGCCUAAUACUAUGAAAUAAUAUGUUCAUUGUCAUUUCAUUAUGUUCUCAUCUUUUACUGAUAGCUUUAUUGUAUUCUUACUGCAGAAAACCUCAAUGCAUGAGGCAAUAAAACUAUUGAAUGCUUGUACUGGCGUGACACUAA